UUAAUUUUAUGGUUAUAUAAAAUAAGAGAGAGAAAGAGAGAGAGAAAGGGGACCUCUAAAAGAUUUAGCUCUCAAAGCCAAUACCAAAGCUCCCUCUGAUUUGCAGAGAGAAUCCAAAGGACGACUAAUAGAGAGAGAAGUAUAGAACUAAGAACGCGAAGAACAGAAACAGAGAGAGGGAUAGAGAGAGAAACAGAGAUUUAGAUUUUGAAAAUUCCAAUCAAGUCCUUUCUCUUCUUAUCCAAUCCGUGCUUGGAUUUGCGGAUUUAUUUCGUUGUACUAUAAAUGCAAAAGAAGGAUUUGGACAGUUGAUUUGGGUUGAUUGGUUUUAUUGCUUCAACUGGCCAAAUUACAGAGACAUGUUGGAGGGUCGUCGGUCCUGUUUGGUACCAAGAUUGUUUGGUAGCUCUUGCCAGCCAGAGUCCCAGUGGUCUUUCAUGCCUUUCAGGCCAAGCCGCGGCAAGCACCCUCUAGACGGCUCCGACGAAGAUUAUCGACCAAUUAAGUAUACCAGGGUAUCAGAUUCUCGUGAAACUAGAGGUGAACAACAUGAUAAUGAUGAUAGAGCAGGGGAAUCUUCAGAUUCUGAUCCCCUUAUUGAUUCCAUUGGCCGUGACAUGUCUAUCAACUGUCUCAUUCGCUGCUCUAGGUCUGAUUAUAGCUCUAUAGCUUCUCUGAAUAGGAGUUUCAGGUCUUUAAUUAGAAGCGGUGAGAUAUAUAAAUUGAGAAGGCAACGUGGUGUUAUUGAACAUUGGGUGUAUUUCUCUUGUCACUUGCUUGAAUGGGAGGCCUUUGAUCCUAUUUCCAGCAGGUGGAUGCAUUUACCUAGAAUGCCUUCCAAUGAUUGUUUCAUGUGUUCAGAUAAGGAGUCUUUGGCUGUGGGUACUGAGCUUCUGGUAUUUGGUAAGGAGGUGAUGUCCCAUGUUAUAUAUAGGUAUAGUAUUUUGACUAAUUCUUGGUCUUCUGGGAUGACUAUGAAUGCUCCCAGAUGCUUGUUUGGGUCUGCUAGUCGUGGGGAGAUUGCAAUUUUGGCUGGUGGUUGUGACUCUCAGGGAAACAUCCUGAGCUCCGCAGAGAUGUAUAAUUCUGAGAAUCAAAAAUGGGAGACACUGCCGAGCAUGAAUAAACCAAGGAAGAUGUGUUCAGCAGUGUUUAUGGAUGGAAAAUUUUAUGUUAUUGGGGGAAUUGGGGGAAGUGAAACAAAGCUUCUUACAUGUGGAGAGGAAUAUGAUUUAGAAACAAAGAAAUGGACUGAAAUUCCUAAUAUGUCUCCUGGCCGGAGUGGCACUGCCACAGAGAAUGAGAUGCCUGCAGCUGCUGAGGCUCCUCCGUUGGUAGCUGUAGUUAACAAUGAACUUUAUGCUGCCGUGGACGUAGAGGUCAGAAAAUAUGACAAGGAAAGAAGAUCAUGGUAUAAGGUGGGCGCAUUGCCUGAGCGUGCUGUCUCAAUGAAUGGUUGGGGACUUGCAUUUAGGGCAUGUGGAGAUCGGCUUAUUGUUAUCGGUGGACCUCGGACUCAUGGUGAAGGUUUUAUAGAGCUCAAUUCAUGGGUUCCAAGUGAAGGGCCUCCUCAAUGGAACAUGCUUGCGCAAAAGCACUCUGUUAACUUUGUGUAUAAUUGUGCUGUGAUGGGAUGUUGACGAGUUGGAUUAUGUGGGCACCAUGUGAGCUAUAAUGGUGCCUCAUGCUAAUGGGAUGUACAAGAUUGGUUUGUUCUUCAACACAGGUCUCUUGCUAAUGGUAAUUUCCCCCUUUAUUUGUUUUUUCACAUCUUUUUCCUUUUAGUGGGGGGAUGGGGAAGAAGUUCAGAUUUUACUCAAGACUCAAUAGAAUGUCUUCUUGGAAGUCUUGAGAUUUUCUUUUUCCUUUUUCUUUUUCUUUUUUGUUUAAAUUGCAAUUACAUUUUCUUUCAUUGGAUUUGUGUCUUCCCCAUUUGUAGUGACAUGAGAAAAUUGAAAAGUUGAUGUCAUGUAGCAGAAAAAUAGGUUUAAUAAUGUGAAGUAUCAACACAUUUGGUAGGUUGUCUUAGUGUUUGCUGAAGCGAUUUCUUGUCCUCUUUUCUAAGAACACAGAACUAGUUAUAUGGGUUUAAUGAUCCUUAAUUUUCUUGGCAUUACCUUCAAGGGAGGAAAUAAACUCUGAGAGGUUGUAUCUUGGAUAUGGCUUAUGUACUGAUUACAUUAAUCAUUGCAAAUGAUGGGCUAUAUAUUAUUAGAUUCUCUUUUGUAA
Jatropha curcas is the source of this 2229-nucleotide messenger RNA. RefSeq names its product F-box/kelch-repeat protein SKIP11. Gene Ontology annotation, cellular component: nucleus. Gene Ontology annotation, molecular function: protein binding. Lineage: Eukaryota; Viridiplantae; Streptophyta; Magnoliopsida; Malpighiales; Euphorbiaceae. The record is from RefSeq and is a predicted model, not a curated record.